AUGGCUUCCAAUCAACAAGGUCAGCCAGCAGAGAGCGAGAGCCAGCCCACAAUCUUCAAGUUCCCAGACCAAGUCAACCAGUACGUCGGCGACCGGGAAGUUGACUUCAACCGCACCGGAAUCCUAUACAUCUUCCGCGACUGGUGCUGGAUCGUGUACAACGGCAUCCUAGUUCCCGGCACCACUCAGACUCCGGCCACUUACGCCGUCAUGGGUGGCUGGAUUCGGAAGGACAAGGUCGGCAGCUACCUCCUCGGCGAGCUGUUGGGUCAGGACUGGAAGACACGCAGUGCAUGGUUCCAAGACUUGCGUGCCAAGGUAGAGGCUGCCUUCGAGUGGGAGGAUAAGCUCUUUAAUACGGGACGAACCAGCGAGCGGGACUUCGCGUUGUUUCUUACCAAGAAGCUGAACGGCAUCACAGUCGAAGCGAGCCAGAAGGAGUCGAUAGCGGAGCAUGCUGGCGGCCUGGCGGAUGAUUAUCUUUACAGGCAGUACAUGAAUGAUCCGGAGUAG
Trematosphaeria pertusa is the source of this 513-nucleotide messenger RNA. RefSeq lists its product as uncharacterized. NCBI's taxonomy places the organism in Eukaryota, Fungi, Ascomycota, Dothideomycetes, Pleosporales, Trematosphaeriaceae. The record is from RefSeq and is a predicted model, not a curated record. The transcript has a single exon. Bases 1 to 513 code for a protein of 170 amino acids.